This is a messenger RNA of Guyanagaster necrorhizus, 1891 nucleotides long. RefSeq lists its product as uncharacterized. Lineage: Eukaryota; Fungi; Basidiomycota; Agaricomycetes; Agaricales; Physalacriaceae. The transcript has a single exon. Bases 32 to 1525 code for a protein of 497 amino acids. The record is from RefSeq and is a predicted model, not a curated record.
GUUUUCUUUAGUCAUAUACAUCUCGGAUACCAUGGGAGAACAACAAUAUCUACCCACAGAAAUAUGGCAGGAGAUUUUCAUCUGCUGCCUGCCGGACCUUAAAAAAGCCACACAUUACAUGUAUUACCGUACCUCAGAUCUCGUCCCUCCGCCUCCAUCCACACGCGAUGCGCCUCUGCUCCUCUUACUCGUCUGCCGAACCUGGUGGUACUGGGCCCUUCACACCCCCGAACUCUGGGCACGCCUAUCCAUUAAUGUCGACUGGGGGAUAUCCUACCCACCUCUACCCCAAGUACAUUCAUGGCUCAUGCGCUCUGAAAGCGUCCCUCUGAUGUUCUCUCUCAGACAGAACAGCGACUGGGCAUCGGACCGCAUCUUGACCAGAAAGUUCCUCCAAAGGUUGCUAUGCGAUAUAUACAGGUGGCAGCACGUCUCUCUCCACCACUGCCAUGAUGAGGUGCUCCGCACUCUCGCGGAACACAACAACGUCGUUCCUCAGGCCCUGCGCUCCGUGUACCUAUCCUAUCCCGUCACUCCACCAACCGUCAUGACGCGGGAACUCACCAGCGCCCUCCAGCACCUCACCUCUGCACCGACCUUCUCCAGCCUCAUCGUCGUCGGCAUCAACAUCUUCAGAUGCCUCGACGACCCUUACCACAUCCACUGGGCGCGGCUCACCGAGCUCACACUCGACGACCUCAGCCACGUCUCCACCUGCCUCACACUCCUUGCGCUGUGCCCUCUCCUCGUGCGCUGCACCAUCGGCGUCCGCAACGCCACAUACACCCGCCUCACCUCAGCAGCCGAGCAGCACAUACACCCACCCCCACCACCAGGCCGCACGAUCGCCCUCCCCCACCUCGCCGCCCUCGCGCUCAUGCUCCCCGACGUUGACCUCCCCAUGCUGUUCGCCACCCCGCUCCACGCCCCCGCCCUUCGCUCGCUCACCCUCUCGCUCGCUCACCGCUUGUCCAACAUCGCCGCCACCGCCACCGCCUGGCCCCAGGCCGCCUUCGCAGCGUGGCUUGCACAAACUCAGUGUGUGCUGGCACGCAUCACGCUCUGCUACACGCACAUGCAGAGUGGUGCGUUCCACGCCUGCCUGGCGCUCCCCGCGUUCGCAGGGGUGCACAAGCUGGUGGUGCGCGAGAGGGCAUCGUUCCCCGCAGGCUGGGCAGAGUGCAUGUCGCGGGAUGCGCUUGCAGCGCUUACCGUUCGGGGCGGGAGGGAGGGGGGGUGCGUGCUCCUCCCGAAGCUGGAGGUGCUGGUGCUGUGGGGGCAGUGUGUGGAGGCGGGGGGCAGCACGGCGCUGGUGGAGAUGGUUGCAUCACGGUGUCAUGCUGGAGGAAGAGGAGGAGGAGGAGGAGUAGCGCGGUUGAGAAAGUUUUCAUGGUCGAGGGUGGCGGAUUAUGAUUAUGUUGACUUUGGGGAUCUCUGUACGCUCAAAGCGCUGAAGGACGGGGGGCUGGAGGUGCAUAUUUGCAGAGGGGGGGGGAGGCCGAGUUGUGGGUGUUUUUGGCAUUAGACCGGCGUUGUCAGAGAAGAACCUUGCUGCUGCUGGUAACGUCGACUUCUGCUCUGACAUUUGUGUGGCGUUGUGGGAUCUCAUCUCAACAGUGUACGUGUCAUAUUUGAACGGAACGGGUCUAAGCGACACGACUGAAAGAUGUCAUCAGUGAAAAACGCCGUCAAAAGAAGUCCAUAGUCACAUGGUCAAUUUCUGGACUGAAUUCGAGACAAGGCGGAAUGUCGGGGUGAUACAAAUGUCACAAUAUCAGCCUCAAGGUGUUCUCUGCAAAAGUAGGCAAUACAUACACUUUAUAUCAAUUCAUAGCUAGAAAACAUUAUAAAAGCAAAGAAAACGUUCGAACAUGUAUACUGACAAUCUUUC